GUCGACGAGCUACUGAACUUUAGAUACAAGCCAUUUAGCAUCGUUUCUCUUAUUUCUGCCAGUUUAGGGGUGUUUGGUGCCAUUUACCAGAUCGUUCCCAUACACGAGACGGUACAAAGGAGGUCGGCCCUGUCUGGUGAAAGACAAAGAAAAAUCAUUAAACUCUUAGCCAUAGCAGAUUUAUUUGCCUGUCUUGGAAUUAUAGUCAGAUCUGUAAUGUGGAUCAUCUUUUAUGAAAAUCGAACCGAAUCUCAGAGAAUGAACGAUCAUAGAUUAGCUUGUGCGCUAAUUUCUUUUUGGAUAAUGUACUUUUAUACUUCUACUUACAUGUGGACUGUUUGUUAUGCUAUCGACGUGUAUGUUACACUUAAAGAAAAUGCUUGGAAAUUUAAAUACUAUCAUCUCAUUUCUUGGGGAAUCUCUCUAUUUUACGUAGCAUGUGAAUUUCUCAUUUUAUAUGUGCCAGAUUUUAAGUGCCAUUCGAAGAUGCCGCUAGUUUUGGCUCAUUACAUUUUAACAUUUAUUGCCAUUCUCAUUCCGAUGUUGCUGAAUCCUAUUUUAUAUGCAUUAGCAUCGAGUCAAGGUAGUUUUUUUUACUUUUGUCUUAUUUUGG
Molecule: messenger RNA, 613 nt
Organism: Centruroides sculpturatus (bark scorpion)
Lineage: Eukaryota; Metazoa; Arthropoda; Arachnida; Scorpiones; Buthidae
Product: G-protein coupled receptor 143-like
Exons: 5
Biological process (GO): regulation of calcium-mediated signaling; melanosome organization; G protein-coupled receptor signaling pathway
Cellular component (GO): melanosome membrane; plasma membrane
Molecular function (GO): L-tyrosine binding; L-DOPA binding; L-DOPA receptor activity
Source: RefSeq, a predicted model, not a curated record